Juglans regia (Persian walnut) is the source of this 958-nucleotide messenger RNA. RefSeq names its product non-specific lipid-transfer protein-like protein At2g13820. NCBI's taxonomy places the organism in Eukaryota, Viridiplantae, Streptophyta, Magnoliopsida, Fagales, Juglandaceae. Gene Ontology annotation, molecular function: lipid binding. The coding region runs from base 92 to 766 and encodes 224 amino acids. The transcript is spliced from 4 exons. The record is from RefSeq and is a predicted model, not a curated record. Gene Ontology annotation, biological process: lipid transport.
AACUUCUUCCUGUUCUAUUUUUAUUUUAUUUUCGUGUAUUUUUGGGAAAAACGCGAAUUAGCACUUAGCAGAGCAAGGGCGUCGAUACCAGAUGGCGCAAAUUGCAUUGAAGGUUGGCGAUAUAGGAGUGAACACAUAUAAGCGAUUUUCCGUGCCUAUCAAAUCUUCCCUUUUUUUGGCUUUGAUUAUGGCCUCGUACAAGUCGCUAUCUCUAGGGAUUGGCAUGGCUCUGGCCUUGGUCCUAUUCAGCAUGCUGUUGGCUAGAUCUGCUGCUCAAUCUGGCUGCAUCAGUGUGCUCCUGGGCAUGUCUCCAUGCCUUAACUACAUCACUCGGAGCUCCUCAACCCCAUCUUCUUCCUGCUGCUCACAGCUUGCGAGUGUUGUAAAAUCCCAGCCACAAUGCCUUUGUACAGCGCUUAAUGGUGGUGGUGCAGCAUUGGGCAUUACAAUUAACCGGACGCAUGCUCUUGCACUGCCGGGUGCUUGCAAUGUGCAAACUCCGCCCAUCAGCCGGUGCAAUGCUGCUAAAGGACCGGCAUCAUUCUCUGUGGCUUCCCCAAUUGGUUCACCGGGAGGGGUACCUGGGACCUCUUCAAAUGAACCUUCAAACUCUUCAACUAGCUCAUCAGAACCAGGAGCUGGAUCUAUAACAUUUCCAACGACAGGUGCAAGCUCUUCCAACGGUGCUGUUGUAGAAAUGCCUCUUCAACUCGUCCUUCUUUUCAUCUUCAUGGCCGCAUAUAGUUCACUUUGCUGCAGCUUCUGAGUUUUCUUUGGGAUUUCUUGGAGAGUUAUCUACUACUAUUCGCUUUACUGCCUUUAAUGUAAUAUAUAAUACAUACUUUGGUUAUCUUUCUCCAAGACUUUGGUUUGCCGUGCAGUUAAAGACCGAACCUUUAUACCUUCCGUGUAAUCCUGCUCAUUACAAUAUAUUCCAGUGUUUCUAUAGCUUUCUAUA